AGUGUUGGUUCUACAAUGUCUAGACUCUUACGAAACAAAUCUGUCGUAGGCUUUUCUUUACGACCCCAGAAAUUGACAGCUGAUACGGUGUCACUGAUAUCCUACCCCGGUGAGCUGUUCAUGAGGACGCUUAAACUCUUGGUUUUGCCGUUCGUUGUGUCUUGUAUAAUCAGCGGCACGGCAUCACUGAACGUCCAAAAAAAUGGGAAAAUCGCCAUCCGAACUCUGGCGUAUUUCUUCUCGACCUCGCUUCUCAACGUGGUACUCGGGACGUCGUUGGCUCUCCUCAUGCAACCGGGCACCGCGAGUUACAAAUCAUCUGAACAUAAACCGCCGAGUCACAGGCCUCAAAUUUCGGUGCAGGAUGGAUUCUUGGACAUUGGACGGAAUCUGCUGCCAGAUAAUCUAUUUAGAGCAACUUUGGAAACAGUAAGUUAUGGUCAUUCUCCUCAAAUACUUCAUUGCGGUGUUAUCCUAAAAUCAUGA
This is a messenger RNA of Bemisia tabaci, 486 nucleotides long. The record is from RefSeq and is a predicted model, not a curated record. Lineage: Eukaryota; Metazoa; Arthropoda; Insecta; Hemiptera; Aleyrodidae.